Messenger RNA from Hevea brasiliensis (rubber tree), 799 nucleotides. RefSeq names its product serine carboxypeptidase-like 16. Bases 491 to 784 code for a protein of 97 amino acids. The record is from RefSeq and is a predicted model, not a curated record. The transcript is spliced from 3 exons. NCBI's taxonomy places the organism in Eukaryota, Viridiplantae, Streptophyta, Magnoliopsida, Malpighiales, Euphorbiaceae.
UUUAAUUUUAAAUUAUUUUUUAAUACUCUUUAACUAAUAUAUUUUAAAAAAUAUAUAUUUUUUAAAGAACGGCUCAAACGGCAAUGUCAUACAGCUCCUAAAACAUGUUUAAUUCCAUCUACUAAAUUCUAAUAUAUCCAAUUUAUAGUAAAAAAAAAUUCAUAAUUAAUUACCUAUCCACAUAAAUUAAUUAUUUGAAAUUGCUUCCACAAUAUUUAUAACGUUGGCAUCACAAUGUGCACAAUUUUUUCACUUUUUUUUUCCAAAAUUUUAUCAUAAAUUUAUUUUAAAAAAUUACAUUGCAGGUAUUGAAGUUGGAGACGAGCCGCUAACUAAUAUUAGGGUGGCUAGCCAUUCUAAUUUAAUUUAUUUUGUACUUGAGUUGGAAAUAACUUCAUAUAAAGUUUUGUUUUAGCGUGUGAUGAUUAGACUAAUUGGUUGAAUUCAGGGGUUUCUUUUGGGUAACCCUUAUACUGAUGUAGGCAUUGACAUGAACGCAAGAAUUCAAUUUGCUCACAGAAUGACACUUUUAUCAGACCAACUUUACAAGUCGACUAAAGAAGAUUGCAAUGGCGAGUACUUUUUCGCCCCAGAUCCAAGCAAUGUAGCUUGUAUUACUAAUCUCCAAGCUGUCAAAAAUUGCCUUGAAAAGAUAUAUCUUCCCAAUGUAUUGGAGCCAAAAUGUUCUGAAUUUCUUUCUUCAAAACCAAUUAAACUAGAGUGGAAUACUCGGGACAGUCAUCUGGAAAAGACUUUUCUUGAUGUUCUUAUUUCAACUGCUUAGCUUCCACAGCCAUGG